Stegodyphus dumicola is the source of this 1375-nucleotide messenger RNA. Its product is annotated as KICSTOR complex protein ITFG2-like. The record is from RefSeq and is a predicted model, not a curated record. Gene Ontology annotation, molecular function: protein binding. Gene Ontology annotation, cellular component: KICSTOR complex. Lineage: Eukaryota; Metazoa; Arthropoda; Arachnida; Araneae; Eresidae. Gene Ontology annotation, biological process: regulation of TOR signaling.
UUUUGAUUAUUUGCAGGAUUAUGAAUUAGUUGUGGGCAAUCUCCAAGGAGAUUUAGCAGUUUUUAAAGGACAGCAGUGCCAUCCAUGGGCUGAAAAACACAAUCUGGGCAUGAUUAUGGUUGUGGUUAUAGGAGAUGUUUUGAAUGAAGGCAAGAACAGCACUGUGUGCAUUAGUGGUGAGGGAUUAUGCCACAUUUUUGGAAUGAAAAGUGAUUCUCCUCUGGAUAAUGAGAAGCAGAGCUUGCAGCUAUUCCAUACACAACGAUUGCCUGCCAACACCAAAGUUGCUCUUCUCGCUGAUGUAGAUAAUGAUGGAGAAGUUGAAUUAGUCUUAGGCCUUACUGAUCAUGUUCUAAGGACAUAUAGAUGGGUUAGAAUUAAUCAGAAUCCAAACGAUUUUACUGGAAAAUUGGUAGGAUUGCACAAGUUGGAGCUUGCAGACCAGAUAAGUUCCAUUUCAUUAAAUCCAUCUACAGAGGGAAGCCCAUACAUAUUAAUAGCUCAGUCGGGUGGCACAUACAUACACUUUCAGUGCUGUGAUGAACAGGCUGGAGAAUUUUCUGAUGGUUCGUCCGGAUCAAAAUUAACUACACCUGUACACCAUCCACUUGCUUCCAGUCGAAUGAGGAACCCCAAUAUAUCCUCCGAGAUACUUGGUGGCAUUCGGGGCACUCGUAACGGAGAAACAAAAGAUUCCUUGAUUGCCGUUGCUACAUUAGAUGGUACAUUGAUGCUUGUCGAUGGUGAUGACAUUCUUUGGUCUUUCCAAGUUGAUCAUCAGUUGUUUACAAUAACAAAAUUAGAUUUAUUGGGUGAUGGAGAAGAGGAAGUCAUUGCAUGUGCGUGGGAUGGGCAGACAUAUAUGGUAAAUCAGCAGCGCCAGUCUGUUAGGUUUCAGUUUGAUGAACCUGUCAGUGCUUUCAAUUCUGGGAAAUAUUCAAUCACUCCAGGAACGUGUACACCAGCACUUGUAUAUGCAACUUUUGGUGACCGAGUUCACCUUUAUUAUGAUGUAUGUCUGCCGUCCUUUAAAAUUAACAAUUUUUUAACAGCUAUGGAACAACAUCCAGAGUCAUCUGAUUUGCUUUCACGUUUUCCAGUUGAUGUUAAAGAUAGCAAACAGCUUAGGAAUUUGUACACCAAGUGUUUGUAUAACUUUCCAUCUCAUUUGCUAAAGUCUGAAAGUGAAGAAAAGCCUUGAAUGCUAUGUGAUGCACAUAGGUUGGAUGUUUUUCUGAUUAUUUAUGUAAAAUUUCAUUUGUUUGUAAAUGCAAUAUUUGCAUAGAUAUUUUUUUAAAUGCUAGUUUGGUUAAAAUAUUGUUCCUUAUGAAAUGUUUAACUUGUUGAGUUGUAAAUAAAAUUAGUUUUCACCGAA